Lucilia cuprina (Australian sheep blowfly) is the source of this 5803-nucleotide messenger RNA. RefSeq names its product longitudinals lacking protein, isoforms F/I/K/T. Gene Ontology annotation, molecular function: protein binding. The transcript has 6 exons. The coding region runs from base 1003 to 3354 and encodes 783 amino acids. Gene Ontology annotation, biological process: regulation of transcription by RNA polymerase II. The record is from RefSeq and is a predicted model, not a curated record. Gene Ontology annotation, cellular component: nucleus. NCBI's taxonomy places the organism in Eukaryota, Metazoa, Arthropoda, Insecta, Diptera, Calliphoridae.
UUUUUUUGUAUAAAGAGUGUUGUUUCCGAAAAUAUCAGUGAGAGAGCUGUAUUGUGUGUGUGUGUUUUUAUGGUGGAGUUUUUUUUGAGCGAGUAUUUAUGUCGCUUUCCUUAGGAAAAACAUUGUUUUGUCGCUUUAGUUGCGUUUGAGCUCUUGGAGCUUUUUGGUGUGUUUGCGCUUCUUUUUUCGAUAAAGAAAUUUUUUAUAUAAAAAUUUCACUUUUUAUAUAUAUAUAUAUAUUAUAAUAACAACUACAACAACAAAAAACAAAAUUUUCUUUACUUAUAUAUAUAGAAAAAAAAUAUAUCAAACUUUAAUUUGAUGACAACAACAACAACAAAAAAAGCUAAAGCCAGCAAGCAAGCAACAACAAAUACCAAACUAUUUAUUCCUAAAAGAAACCAUACAAGUGUAAAAACAAAAGCAUAUUGAAAAGCAAAAACAAAACAAACACAACAUACCAAAAUAUAGAAAAGAAAAAAUAAUAAAAAAAACCACCUUAACCCUCCUCUUCUAAAGUAAAAAAAAAAGAAACAACAAAGAUAAAGGAAAAACUAAACACAGAUAGGAAAGAAAAACAAAAAAGGGAACAUAUACACAAUUUCUCUCCCUUUUUUAAUCUCUCUCACUCUCUCUGUCACUAUCUGUCUAAUAUUCUUCUUUGUUCAAGAAGAAGAAAAAUAAUACGAAAAAGAACUAAAAUAAUUUCAUUUUGUUUUGUUUUAAUUUUUAAAUUGACGUAAUACACUCAGGACUAAAAAGUAGUGACCAAUAAAUAAAAAAAAAAACUAAAUUAUUUAAAAUUUAAUAAAUAAAUAAUAAAAAUAAUAAUAAAUUACAUAAAGAAAAAGAAAAAAACAAAGUAAAAAACAAAAACAUCUUAAAGAACAACAACGACACACGCAGUUGUAGUCGUCGUCGUUAUCGUCAUCGUCGCACCUCCUUUAACAUCCAAAAUAAGUUUAAACGGGAUAACAACAGCUACAAACUGAGAUCGUCAACAUGGAUGACGAUCAGCAAUUCUGUUUAAGAUGGAACAACCAUCAGAGUACACUGAUCAGUGUAUUCGAUACUCUGUUGGAAAAUGAAACACUUGUCGAUUGUACAUUGGCGGCUGAGGGUAAAUUUUUGAAAGCACACAAAGUUGUCCUAUCAGCGUGUAGUCCUUAUUUUGCGACCCUUUUACAAGAGCAAUAUGAUAAACAUCCGAUAUUUAUAUUGAAAGAUGUUAAAUAUCAAGAGCUAAGAGCCAUGAUGGAUUAUAUGUAUCGUGGUGAGGUUAAUAUCUCACAAGAUCAAUUGGCAGCUUUGCUUAAGGCUGCAGAAUCUCUACAAAUCAAGGGUUUGUCAGAUAAUCGUUCAGGUGGUGGUACAACAGCACCCAAGCCAGAACAUCAUAGGGCCACAAUGCCCACGGGUAAAUUAUCGGCGGGCUAUACAUUGGAACAAACUAAAAGAGCCCGCAUAGCCGGCCCAGCCGAGCCUGAAAUGGGCUCACGAGAGGGUUCAUCUAGUCCUUCAAGAAGACGCCGAAAAGUGAGACGCAGGAGCAUUGAAAAUGCCAUGACUGAUGUCCAUGAUAAUUCCAAUUCAUCACAACAACAAACACAAUCGAAUGCUUCUGGUUUAGGAGCUAUUACAGCUGCUGCCUCAGCUUUAGCUGCUGCCGCUGCUGCUGCUCCCAAUACACAAUCGUUAGCAUCAAAUGUCCCUCUAUCCGCUUCAACAUCCUCCUCAACCGCUGUUACAGCACCCGGCACGACCUUAAGCUCCUCCAAAAAGACUGACAUUGUUAAAGGAACCACUCAACAACAACAACAAACACAACAAGAUGCCAUGAAUACCGAUAAUGUACAAGGUCCUGCCUCAGCUGCAACAGCAACUGGUUCAAUCGAUACGGAAACAACUGAUAGUGCCGCCGCCGUCGCCUCAACAGCCACUGAUAAAUCGAAUCAUAAACAACUGCAACAACAACUUAAACAAGCUAAAGAAUCGAUUAGUGGUAAUGCUGCUGCUGGCUCUGGCUCAGAACUUGUUAUUGAACCCAAAGCUGAAUACGAUGAUGAGGCCAAUGAUGAACCUGUUGAGGAUUUGACAUUAGAUGAAGAGGAUAUGGGCAUGGAUGAUUUGGAUCAAAAUGCUGGAACAAGUCAAGGUGGUGAAGGAUCUAGUCAAGGAUAUGCACCCUGGCAACAUGAUAGAUCUCAGGAUGAAUUAUUAUUGGCAACACAAGAAGCACAGCAACGGGAUCCUCAAGGCUUUGUGUCUUCUACCAACAUCAACAACAACAACAAUAUCACUUCCUCCUCCCAACAUCAUCAUCAGCAACAACAACAACAACAUUAUCAUCUGCACCUUCAACAACAGCAAUUACAACAACAACAACACCACCAUCAUCAUCAACAACAACAGCAACAUCAUUCUCAUCAUUUAAAGAACACUUCUACCUCCUCCUCAUCCUCACUUACUUCUCCCAGCUCAAGUUCUUUAUCAUUGAAAAGUCAAAAUUAUCUGCAACAACAACUGCAGCAACAUUUGCCACCCUUACCACCACCACCACCGCACAUGACCGGUAACUAUGAAACAUUUUUGGGAAAUGAAGAAAGUUAUACAUGUCCACAAUGUUUUCGCACCUAUCGACGUCAUGGCACCUUAAGAAGACAUUUGCGUCAAGAAUGUGGUAAAGGUAAAUCUAUGGUAUGUUCUGUUUGUGGUCAUCGUACCAAAAGAGCUGAUCAUUUGCGUCAACAUGUUCGUAAAAAGCAUCCUGAAAUAGCUUUACGUUCUCUGUUCAGACGACGCAAUAGUUCAAUGCAAAAUUCGAAUAGUAAUCACAGCAUUAGCAAUAACAAUGAUCCUAGUAGUAAUCCAACUCAAGGAGGAGGAGGAAAUAGUAUUUUGCAACAUCAAUUGCAACAACAGGAUAGUUUAAAUUCUGCGGCCGCUUGUGUGGCAGCUGCUACUUUGGCGGCUUUAAAUUUAAAAUCGGUUAUUAAAACACCCACCGCCACCUCGACACCACUUAAGUCAACAUCGUCACAGCAUCACAACAGCACUAAUAAUAACAGUCUCGACAUAGUCGAUUUAGAUGAUGAAGACGACGAAGAGGACUAUGAUGAGGAUGAUGGUGGUGGUGUACACAAUGAUAGUAUUACUAAAGCAACAGCUGAAGAUUUGACCGAAGAUGAUAGUAGAGAUGCUACCAACAACAUACCAACCUCUUCAUUCUAUCACCAACAGGCUUUACAACAUUUUCAGCAACAAUUAAGUGUGGCCAAUUCGAAUGCACCAUUACCAUCGCCAUCAUCAACACCAGAUGUUAAGCUGGAUGAUAAAAUAGCAUUUAAUUGUUAAUUCAUUUCAAAACAAAAAAUAAGUGAUUUAGUUUCCGUUUUACGGUUGUGAGUGCCUCUCUUCUCCAAGAGUUUUUUUUUAAGUAGUUGGAUCAUAAAUGAGUUGGUUUAAAGUUUUGUUGUUACAAACGUCAUGCAAAUGAAAGAGUUGCAGAAGAGAAAGGAAAGCAGUAGUUGUAGUUUUUUUACAUACAUAUUUUUGAAAUUAUUUUUCUUUUUUGUCCAAAUUUAUUUAUUAACUAAAACAAAAAUAAUGGCAAAUUGUUUUAAAAUAAUUGAAUUCUAUAUUCUAAAAGUAGGUCGAGUAUGGGUUAAAAUUUCUGGUUAAAUGUGAAAAGGUGUGACCAUCUUAAGUUCAUAUCAGAUUCCUUAUUCCUUUAUAAAUUUGAAUAGAGCUUUUGAACUUGUGAUUUUUCCCUUUUCAAAUUGUGAAAGCGUUGAGAACAGUUUUGUUUUCAGAGAAUAAGCUUUUUUUAAUUCCAGGAAAGACCCGCAGAGGUUCUGAAAACAGUUCUAUUUCAGUUUAUAUUGUCCCAACUCUAGUUUCGAGUUGUCAAGAGACUCGUGUUUCGAUUAAAGUCUAUGGAACAAUUCAUAUUCGAGAGGAAUUGAAAGAUGGCAAUUUAAAACCGAGAGUCUUAACGUCUAUAGACUAGAACUGUAUGCAAUCUGUGUCGCAGAGACUAUAGCAAAGUCUAGUGAAGAGUCCAGUCCCUCUAUAUGUCUACGCUUUAGAGACAAUGGAAGAGUUUAUAGUCAAGAGACUUUAAAAAAUUAUAUAGUCGAGUGACUAAUAGACUAUCGAACAGUUUAUAAUCGAAAGCCUUUAGAGCAGUCAAUAGCCGAGAGACAGUCAAUAGAGAGAGAUCGGUCUAUAGUCGAAAGACUAAAAAUCAAUCUAUAGUCGAGAGACUAAAGAUCAGUCUAUAGACGAGAGAAUAACGAUCAUUCUUUAGACGAGAGAAUAACGAUCAUUGUAUAGUCGAGAGAUUUUAGAACAGUCUAUAGCCAAGAGACUAUAUAUCAGUCUUGAGUUGAGAGACUAUAGAAAAGUUUAUAAUCGAGAGGCUUUAGAACAGUCAAUAGCCGAGAGAUUAAAGAUCAGUCUAUAGUCGAGAGACUUUAGAACAGUCUAUAGCAAGAGACUAGAACAGUCUAUAGUUGAGAGAUUAUAGAACAGCCUAUAAUCGGGAGAAUAUAGAACAGUUUUUAAUCGAAAGUCAAUAGUCGGGAGACUAUAGAACAGUCUAUAGUGUAUAGUCGAGAGACUAUAGAUCAUUCUAUAUUCGUAAGAUUACAGACAUUUAUUUAUUUGCAUGAAACUAAAGAUCGAUCUAUGGUCAAGACACUGUGGAUUAGUCUAUAGUCAAGAGACUAUCGAUCGGUCUAUAGUCAAGGGACUAUUGAUCAUUCUAUAGUCAAGAGACUAUAAAUCAUUCUAUAGUCAAGAGACUAGAUCAGUCUAUGGUGGAGAGACUGCAGAUUAGUUUAUAGUCGAAAGACUGUAGAUCAGUUUUUAGUGGAGAGACUGUAGAUCAGUCUUACACACAUUUAUUUAUUUACGAGACUUAGAACAGUCUUUAUCGAGAGAUUAAAGAGAGUUUAUAGAAGUUAUCUAUAGUUGAUUGAAUUGAAUGAUCUUAGAAUACAUUCUACAUAACUAUAGUCAAGAAUCAAGUGAUCAUUUUAUAGUCGAGAGAGUAAAGAACUCUUUAGAUAUCAUAGAUUGAAGAACUGUCUUAGAUUGUAUAGAACUGUUAAUAGUUGAACGAAUUUACAAGAGUUUAUGGCGAAAUUGUAGAAACAUAAUCUACAAUUGAAUGAUAACGAUGUGAUCUUAGUUUCAGUGCCAGUAGAUUAUUAUAUAGCCAAGAGAGAUGAACAGCUUGUGUAGUGAAGAUUAUAAAGUAUGUAGUUUAUAGUCCAAACUUGGACUUAAAAUUGAGAUUUUCUAGUCAUGAUUGUAAAGAACAUAUUGCAUUGACUUAACUUUGAAUGAAAAGAUAUUAUUUCUAUUUAUUUUCGGAAUUGAAAUUGGUCCAUUAAUAUUAGAAGUUUUCAAAAAACUCAACUGUUCUCUAAAACUAUAAAAUUGCUUGACGUUUACUUGUCUCUCCUGUUGUCACUCUCCUUUUGAAAUUGUAUAGAGAAAGUAGAAGUUAACUUUUAGAAACUAUUCUAUUGCUUUAAAGUAUGUAUGACAUACUUUUAGGUGCACCUACAAUUACUUAAAGUAUUGCUUACUUGUGGGCUUGCAACAUUUACAAAAGGUUUUAUAUGAUGAUAACAAUUAGAUUGAACUUUGAACAAUAUGUAAAAACCUACUUUUAGAAACUUUAUAUAAAAGUAUGUUAUACUUUUAGGCGUUAUUACAAAUACUUGAAACAUUGCCUACUUUUAGGCUUACAAUUGUCCUUUUAAAGGUUUUAAGUGCCAAAAUAGUUUAUAAU